AUGAUCCGUGGGAACUGGAGCUUGGCGCAAGAAAUCAAGCAGAAUGAAAGAAAACAACUAUCUCGAACCCAGCAACGCCAAAAGCACAAGGUCAAACUAGAUAAACUACAGAAAGUUGAUCCUAUCAAGCUAUAUUUCAGAAUUGAAAACCUAGAAAAGAAGCAGCGGCAGGAAAAAUCGCAAAGAGAUGAAGAGCUAUUACGAUCGCUUCGGGAAGAUUGGGCUUUUAUGAACAAACACAAAUUGCACCAGGUGAAAAUCAAGAAGUUUCUCGACGAGCGAGCCAAGUUGAAAGCUAAAAAGGAUCAUGAAGCGACGAAAUUAUGGGGGCUGAAAUCUGUCUACUUCAACCCUGAGCUAAAUCCGUUGGGGAAAGUGCCGCAGCUUGAUCAACUUGGCGAGAUGGAGCUUGAGCGAGAGCUAGGGAACUGGACAGUGCCCAUCAGGGGGAGACCUGUUCAGUAUGAUAUCGAUCCCUUGAUUGAGCAGUUGGGCGUGAAGCUACCGUCGGGACUGCCUCCGCGGUUUUACAAGCUCGUGCAAAACACUCACAAGCCAAAGGCCCCUGCUGCUGCUGCUGCCACUACAAGUGAAGCAGAUCAGUGCCCUGGCAAUUCAGCUCAAAACAAGCGAGCACCACGUAGAGAGCAUAUACUCGACGAAUCAUCAGAAGAAGCUGAGAGUGAUGACGGGCACAUAGAGUCCGAUUAG
Messenger RNA from Lodderomyces beijingensis, 711 nucleotides. Lineage: Eukaryota; Fungi; Ascomycota; Pichiomycetes; Serinales; Debaryomycetaceae. The record is from the annotation of a GenBank genome assembly.